Molecule: messenger RNA, 867 nt
Organism: Lontra canadensis (Northern American river otter)
Lineage: Eukaryota; Metazoa; Chordata; Mammalia; Carnivora; Mustelidae
Gene: FCAR
Product: Fc fragment of IgA receptor
Exons: 4
Coding region: 1-867 (288 amino acids)
Source: RefSeq, a predicted model, not a curated record
AUGGAUCCCAGAGACACCAUCCUUCUCUGUUUUGGGGAUUUUCCUAUUCCUGUCAUAUCUGCCACACCUGGUUCUAUGAUUCCCUGGAAUGAGUCUGUGAAGAUCCUGUGUUGGGGGACUCCUGAGUCUUACUUGUACCAACUGGAAAUCCUGAGAAACUUCACAUUCAAGGUGGUGGAGAAGAAACUGGGAUUUCAGAAUGAGGCUGAAUUCCUCAUUAAACACAUGAAUCCAAACACUGCAGGGCGUUAUCAGUGCAAGUAUAGGAAACAGGACCACUGGUCAGAGCACAGUAAAGCCUUGGAGCUGAUGGUGACAGGCUUCUACAACAAACCCUUCAUCGCUGCUGACCAGGAUACUGUGGUGAUGCUAGGGAAGAACAUCUCCCUGCAGUGCAGUUCAGCACACAUCCCAUUUGAUAGAUUUUCACUGACCAAGGAAGGAGGAGCUGCCCUGGGGGACAGAACCAAACUGGGGGACACCAAGGCGACUUCACAGAACCAAACUGGGGGACACCAAGGCGACUUCAUUCUAGGUCCUGUGAACCAAAGCUUCUCAGGGAACUACAGGUGCUAUGGUUGGUACAGUGGAAGCCCUUAUGUGUGGUCAGCCCCCAGUGAUGCCCUGAGGCUUGAGGUCACAGAUAUAAUGAAACAAGAUUACACAAUGGGAAAUUUGAUCCGAAUGAGUGUGGCAGUGCUGGUCCUUGUGGCUCUCUUGGCCAUACUGCUUGAAAAUUGGCACAGCCAUCAGACUCUAAACAAGGAAGACAGAGCAGAUUUUCCUGAGCUGAGCUGGAGUAAACAGAAAGACAUGUGGACCUUUGAACAAACCCCUGACAGCCACAAGGUAGACACAAAUCACUGA